[Torrubiella] hemipterigena is the source of this 4445-nucleotide messenger RNA. The record is from the annotation of a GenBank genome assembly. NCBI's taxonomy places the organism in Eukaryota, Fungi, Ascomycota, Sordariomycetes, Hypocreales, Clavicipitaceae.
CCCAUGGUAUGCUGUAUUCUAAUCAGGCGCGAUCUAGAUCUGUCGUCAACAUGGUGCUUCUACACAGUAGGACUGUUUCGUCCCAUGUCUUACAAUAGGAGAUGCUAUGGGACCUCCUAUGCCCCUAUUGGGAAGGUAUCCAUACAAUUUCCAUACAUCUAGCAUGGGAAUACUACACCCCCAUACACCUCCAGCGCUUCUAGACGUUCUAGUACGCCAGAAAGUCAACCCUAGCCUCCACGGCUCCCUACGUGUAAGAUAUGACCCCUUAUUGGUCACGACCUGUCCAAUAUUGCUCCACACAUCGCCAGCAUCUACAGUAUCUGAAUCAACUCCGGUUCUAUUUGGCCCAGGCUAGCCCUAUGCAGUCAAUGAGGACAUUUGACUUGUCUAUAUUUGACAGUCCAUCUCCGCUGUUGCCGCUGCCAAUGCCCUGACGUUGUUAAGGAUCUGGGCGCCACUAACGCUGUAACCCAGCAGGUGCCACGAGGAGCCUGGGCCUCGGUGCAGGGUUUGCUAAAUUUGCAGGACUGUAUAUAAUAUCUUUUUGCUGCAGAUGGAAACUUAGUUGUUUGACAAGCAUACAGAUAUGGAGAUUGUCUGUUGGACGACUUCCGCUGGUUGGUAGACGCUUCUACACAAGUUGAUAAAAGGAGACAGCCCAUUACACGCGGCCGUCCAUUCUCUCCGGAAAGACGCUACGCUAAGGGGAUGACAAGGUCAUCUUCCAGCUAGCGUCAACACUAUUGGUUUGUUUUGCGUCUACUGCUCCAUGUAGGUGAGACAAUGACCUCCAUAAUGCCCAUAAUGGGACCGCUGCGGACAUGUAGUCGUAGUGUGACGCAAAGUAGCAGUAGGGGACGAACGGUAGUUGAGCAAGCUUUUUUCAUCGUUACAGUAAUCAUCUCCAGUGUUGAUACUGAUAUUGUAACCUUGUUCGUUACAAAAAAAGCGGCACCAAAGUAUGGCAUUUACAAAGAGAGCUGUUGACAGACGCCUAAGGCUGAUACGAAGAAAAAAAUAAAAUUGUGAAAAAGGAAGCCACAGCCUCAUUGCUGAUCACUACCAAACUAGGCCCACGUGGCCUCUGACAUCUGAACAGCUAUUCACUGCCCCUAGGCCAGGCUGUCAUGUUCAAUCCAAGAAAGAAUACACAAAAAAAGGCUUCAAAACAGAUGCUACUGUAAUCUGCAUCAACAGCCAAAUCAAUUCACAAUGGCGGAUACAAACGCUUCGGAAACAGCGCCCCUCUUGGGCAACCGCACCCAAACUUCACCCAUCGACGAGCAAGACGUGCAAACACCAAACAGCUAUGCGCGCCUGACGCGAUGGCUGCUCAUCCGAAUCAUCAUUUCCAGCACCGCAACCAUCUUUCUCCUCAUCGUAUCCGAGGUGGUCGGUAGCCACUUCGGCUUUGGCUACAAUGAAAGCAGGACAGUCGCUAUGAUCCCACCAUUUGUGGCGAUCAUCUUUGCCAUCUUGAAUCUCCCUCGCACCCUGCCUACUAUAGUCAACGCCUUCAUUGACUUUGGGCUGCUGUAUUUCAGCCCUUUUGUCUUGGACAAUCAAAGGGACUAUUUCAUGCCGCCGAGUUGGUGGUGCUCGUCUAGAGACCCAGACUGCGAGACCAGGUUGGUCAUUCUUCAGUGCAUUGUAACAGUCUGCCUCAUCUUCGGCGUAGUCACAUGGCUGGCACAGUUGACUGUAUGUUUGGUGCGACUUACAGCGUUGUUCAAGCCGUAUAUGCGCACCUCAAUGCCGACGGGAGAGUUCACGAUUUCCUUUAGCGUCAAGUUCCUCAAGCAGGCCGACGCAACUACCGCUCCGGUUGCGGAAAGAGAAGCGGUACAAAACGCAAAUGGUGAAGGCCAAACGCCUACAACAGCGGUGUGAUGACUUUGGCAGCAUUAGCAUAUGAUGGUAGACACAGAGCAGAAUGAAGGUCGUCAUGAUAUUAAAGCUGUAUUUCAUGCUAGCGAUACUAUAUAGAUGUUGUGUUUUUCAAAUUAUAAUUAAAAUGAAACCGUGAGGCAUUACCCAUUACUCCAUACUUUCUAUUACAUCGUUUCGUUUUUCCAUUGCAUUAUUUUAAUCGACAUACUUGGCCAGAGUGGCCAUGGCACCCUCGUUGUAGAAGCUCUCCAGGCAGGCGGUGAGUUCGUCAACGAGCUUCUUGUCGCCGCGAAGAUCGUCACCAAAGAGCGACUUGACGUCGAAGAGAGGGAAGGGGCUCUUGCCACCCUUGAGGGCACGAGCCUUGAGAUCGUCGGCCAUGGGGUCGUCAAUCUCGUAGGCCUUGCCGUGUUCGUCGGUGCCGUUGAGGUAGCGGAACCAACUGGCAACGCAGAACACAAGGCGGCGGAAGUUGUGUGUGCCAGCCAUGAUCUGCUCGGCGACCGAGGGCAUGAUGAACUGGGGAAGCUUGCCAGAGCCAUUGAGGGUCAGGCGGGUAAUCUGGUCCAUGAUGGUAGGGUUGGAGAAGCGCUCGAGAAGCUUGUCGCAGUACUUGUCAAUGUCGACGCCGGGGAUGGCAGGCAGCAGAGGCUUGACCUCGAGGUGCAUCAUGUUGUAGAUGUACUUGUGGAAGAGGGGGUUGGCAAAGACUUCGUGGACGUACUCGAAGCCGCCGAGGUAGGCAGCGUAGGAGACGGCGGUGUGACUGGCGUUGAGCAGACGCAGCUUGUGGCACUCAAACUUCUCGACUUCGUGGACGCUGCCGACAACCUGGACGCCGACCUUGUCAAAGUCGGGACGGCCGUUGGCAAAGACAUCCUCCACAACCCACUGCAUAAAGGGCUCAGUGACGACGGGCCAGGCAUCCUCGACGGCAAACUCGUCGGCGAGGCUGACCUUGUCGGCGUCGGUGGUUCGGGGGGUGAUUCUGUCCACCAUGGAGUUGGGGAAGGCGCCGUUCUUCUCGAUCCAGUCGGCCAUGUCGGCGUCACGGAGGCGGGCAAAGGAGAUGAGCAUGUUGCGGGUAAUGGUUCCGUUCUUCUGCAUGUUGUCGCAUGAAAGGACGGUGAAGGGCUUGAGACCGGCCUUGCGGCGUCUCUCAAGACCGGCGUAGAGGUAGCCGUAGGUGGUGCGGGGGGAGGACAGGUCGCUGGCGGCAACAUCGGCGGCAAUGUCGGGGUUGUGAGCCUCAAGCUGGUGGGUGUUUUCGUUGUAGUGGUAGCCGCUCUCGGUGAUGGUCAUGGAGACGAUGCGGGUGUCGGGGUUGGCCAGCUUGGCAAUGACGGCCUCGGGGCUGUCGGGAGCAAAGAGGAAGGAGUUGAUGCUGCCGACGACGCGGGCACUGCUGCCAGCUUCGGAGCGCUCAAUGACGGUGUAGAGGCAGUCCUGGGGGACGAGGGCAUCGCGCAUGGCGGCGUCAAAGGGCUGCAGACCGACACCGCAAAUGGCCCAGUCGCGGACAGCAUGCUUCUCCAUCAAGCUGUCAAUGUAGACGGCCAAGUGAGCUCUGUGGAAGCCACCGACACCAAUGUGCACGAUGCCCUCAGUAACGCCAUUGCGGUUGUAGGUGGGCGUCUGGACAGGCUUGGAGGAGGAGGAGCUCUGCUGGUUGGCGGGGGUGGCGAUGGAAGCCAAGUUGGCGUUGUUGAGCUUGGUAGGGACAGCCAUUGAUUGGGUGGGAUGAAAUGGAUGUGUGAAUGAGGAUGAGUGUGAUGCUGAAGAAGAUGAAGAAGAAGAAGAGGAAAGAAAAAGUGAGAGGGAGGAGGGGAGAGAGAGGGGGACAAGAAAAAGCUGACCUGACCUGACCUGACAAGCUGUGUCCUGUCCCGGCCGGUCCAGGCGAGGGGAAAUGUCCGCCACUAACUUUUUUUCUAGAAUUGGCACCUCUUUGUGUUGCACUAACAGAUGGCGUUGCUCCACUCUCCGAUCCCCGCCGGCUGCCUUAGCGCCUUUUUCACCGCCCGGUCCAGAUGAGGGGAGAAUAAGAGGGACAAUUACUCCAUUAGGAACAACUUCUCUUGGUUUUUGCGCAGAUAAGAGGACCGAGACCGCUGCAGACCUGCAAAAGCCCUCCCAUUUUUAUUUUUAUUUUAUUUUUCAUUCUUCGUAUUUUCUUAUUUUUUCGACGUUUCUUACUGGCCGGCACUGCCACCACCCGUCAAUCCCCCCCGUAAGCCCAAGGGGACCGCUUCUUGUUAUAUUGCUGCCUAAACCCGCCACCCACUCCGGGGAUCGGGGGAAGGAGGGGCAACAAAAAAAAUGAACAACCAAACAGCCGCCGCCCGCCGGAGACACCGCACCGCUGAUGAUUAUUACUGGUUUAGAACUGGACAGAAGUGAAUGAGCGUUGAACAAAUAAGCAUUUUGGCCGAGAAGCCCUACUACAGAAAUAUGUGGGGAAUAGCCCGUUUGUAACUACGCUUGAUUAUUCACCGUUUCAUUGUACACUGCUUCGUUGUGUAUACUUUCGUUUUAAUAUACUGGGUUCUUGU